UCAAGUUAAAUUCAAUAAGCAAGCAGUCAGGCAAGGCAUGCAGAAAGGCAGCCCAUUGUCAAUUAAUCUACUAAUUGUUUUGUAAAAAAUUUCAUGUUAAAAAGGGUUUCUCAGGAUAUAAAACGCUCAAAUUCGCAACUAUAAAUUGGCGCACAAGUGUCCUGCGAUAGAGAUACCUAUAUAUAUACAAUAUCAUCUAAUUCGGCACUAUGGCCGAGAUAUUGUCACGCGAAAAGGAAUUGUUCAAAAUUAAUCAGGAGCUUAAUCUAAUGUCAUUGGGACCCGGUGACGACCAGCAGGUACCUGUGGUAAGUCAAUCUCGGUAUGGCACUUACCUUAAACAGAAGGGUCCCAGCACGCUGCUCAAGAAGAAGUUUAAUGGCGAAAGCGCCACAAUCAGGCCAACAUCGGGACGGGGACCGAAGAUGAAGUGCCAAUCGAAGUCGUUGAACAGAAGUGCUGGCACAUCGCCAUUGACAACGCCCCCGUCACCCACGCCCAGGGGUAAGACCACGCCGACUCUGAUGACCUCGCUGACCAAGUCGAAGCUGCCGGAGCGUCGCCAAGGUGCUGCAGGCAGCGACUGGAAGCCUGGCAAGGGGCAAUGCAAGUAUGCCACGGCACAGCCCACAAUCCGCGGGGACAGCACCUUCACUCGCAGGGCCGUCCACAAGACGGCAACGUAUGUGAAGUACCGCAAUCCGAAUUUCACGCAGAGUCCUUCACUGGAUCUGCUGCUGCGCAAAGAUGAUGAUGACAUGUCAAGCAACGCGCAGCACUUGCAGCAGCAGCAGCAAGAACAGCCGCAACAACUGGUGGGGGUGGAGGUGACGCAGCAGACACGCGAGAGCACGACGGUGAUCAACGGACAGUCCAAGAAGCAUCUCACUCAGGACAACUUUAUACGAUUUCUCAAGGCCAAGGUGGUCAUAUUAGAGGAGGAUCAUGGAGCACUCACGCAAGAGAUGUCGGCUCAAAGGGAGCGUAUGGACGAGGCCAUGGAAGCACUACGGAAAAUCGAAAUACAGCGGGAUCAGGCCAUCAACUCGAACACAAAAUUGACUGAUCAACUGCACCGACUCGAGCAGCAGGGCGAAGAGGCAACACGACGCCAAAAGGAACGCCAGCAGGAGUUCGGUAAUCUGCAGCGGGAGCUGGAACUGCUAAAGCGCGACAACAAAAUGUUGAAACAAACCAACAUCAAUCUGGAGAAUCGCUUGUCCCGUGCCAACGACGAAGCGGAAUCUAUACGUCAAAUGCUCAGUCAGCAAAGUGGCGAUAAACGAGAGGAGCAGGAGACACAACGCAAAGAGCUAAAACUGCGUGACAGCCGCAUCAAAGCGCUGAAGCGUCAACGAGCCGAUCUACUCAACGCCUACAAGAAGCAAUUAUUCAUGAUUGACAACCUGAAGCGUCAGAAUAGUUGCGUGGAGCAGGCGGUGGCUAUUGGCUUUGGCGAGAAGGAGUUCAACAAGGUGCUUGAAUGGAACAUGGGCAGCAAGGCCACCUUUUAACCACCAGCACAACUGUUGGCAGUAGUGACAGAUUUUAC
Messenger RNA from Drosophila nasuta, 1552 nucleotides. RefSeq lists its product as uncharacterized. The record is from RefSeq and is a predicted model, not a curated record. The transcript has 2 exons. The coding region runs from base 210 to 1514 and encodes 434 amino acids. Lineage: Eukaryota; Metazoa; Arthropoda; Insecta; Diptera; Drosophilidae.